This is a messenger RNA of Malaya genurostris, 4097 nucleotides long. RefSeq names its product integrin alpha-PS3. Gene Ontology annotation, cellular component: external side of plasma membrane; integrin complex. Gene Ontology annotation, biological process: cell adhesion mediated by integrin; integrin-mediated signaling pathway; cell-matrix adhesion. Gene Ontology annotation, molecular function: integrin binding. The transcript has 7 exons. NCBI's taxonomy places the organism in Eukaryota, Metazoa, Arthropoda, Insecta, Diptera, Culicidae. The coding region runs from base 490 to 3843 and encodes 1117 amino acids. The record is from RefSeq and is a predicted model, not a curated record.
GCCGCAAUCGUUCCCGCGACCAGACGUGUUUGCCUCAGACUUCUACUGCUGUACUGCUUUGAAGAGCGCGAAUCGAGUGUUGGUGAGAUAAAUUUGGUGUGGUUAUCUGGACAAGGUGCCGCCUCGUUAUCAGCCGAUGAUGUUUGCCUGAAUUCGCGAUAAGUGGUUUGUCAAAGUAAAGUUCUGUGCGGUUCUCGAUACUGUCGAUUCGUGUGAUGAGUGAGGUGUGGUUUACGAAAGCCCACUGCAAAUAGUUUGAAAACUUUGUAUUAGCCUAAUAAGUGCAAGAAGUGUUUGGAAGUACAGAACACCCCAACACAAUGACUUCCUUACUUCCUUAAGUUACCGAAGACCGUUCGUCACCGAGAGCAACCAGAUGAAGUAAUAAGCGAGUGCUAAAAAGUGAAAUCCAAAAACAAACAACGCACAACGGCAACCGUCGUCAGUCGUCAUACGUUGAAUCCAAACAAAAAACAGCAGCAAAACGUGAUGAUGAAGCCAUCGACAGUGUCUGUGAUAUUAGCGUUCCUAUCGCUCCAGUUCGUGAUUACCGCGGACGGAUUCAAUCUGUCCCCGCAGCCCAACUAUGUGUUCAAAGAACCCCCGCUGCAGCAUUACACCGGAAAAGUGCGUUCGUCGCUGUUCGGAUUCGCACUCACUUUGAGGCCUGGCGGCGUCAUCGUCGGAGCGCCAAGGGCACAAUCGGACCUCGCGACGCAACGCAAGAUCAACGAAACCGGGGCACUUUACAAAUGCCUGUACGACAGCGGCGAAUGCACUCCGUUCUACGUGGAUCGGAAUGGAAACACCAACAACGAAAACGAACCGUUCGCCUACAGUUCCGAGAAGAAGGACUACCAAAUGCUCGGUGCCAGCAUGGAUGGUCACGGUUCCGACGGCGAUCGGUUCGUGGUUUGUGCGCCGAAAAUCGUUACCGAACUGCAGGAUUACUACCUGCUGCAUGGAAUCUGCUAUGUCACCGACGGCACGGAAACCAAUCAACCCAAGUCGGUCCGACCGAUCUAUCCGCUGCGAUUGAAAGAUAAACAGUUAUUCAAGUACGACGGACUCACCCAUUACAACUACAUGUACGGCGAGCAGGGCCUGAGUGUGCACGUCACCGACGACAACGAGGAGAUUCUGAUCGGAGCUCCAGGUGUGUUUAAUUGGCGCGGUACAGUCAUUCGCUACCGGCGCUACGUCGCCGAGAAUAUCACCAUCAGCCGCCGGUCGGAUGACCUUCGACGGGGGGACCGGGAGCGACCGAAACGUCAAAUCAUCAACUACGUCACCGAUGUGCCCAAUCCGUACUUCACCAGAUUGGAGGACGAUUCGUACUUCGGUUAUGCGGUCAGUUCUGGCUUCUUCCAAGACAACACAAAACUGUUAUAUGUCGCAAGUGCACCGCAGAUGACACUUCAAACCGGGGAAGUCUACAUUUUCGAUAUCAUCAAUGCCGACGCGUUCCGCGAAACCCAAAUCAAAAUCCUAUACACAUUCCCCGGCCGUCAACAGGGUGAAUACUUUGGCUAUGCACUGCUGACGGAGGAUUUUAACGGAGAUGGAUUGCCGGAUUUGGCCAUCUCGGCGCCGAUGUACAGCGAGAAUUCGGAAUUCGAUAAUGGCGCGGUAUACAUUUUUUUGAACGAAGGAAAGCUAAAUUUCAACCUCCAGACGGUGCUUUCGACCGACUAUGAGCUGAGUGGACGUUUCGGUACUAGUUUGGGGAAAAUUGGAGACGUCAAUUUGGAUGGUUUCAAUGACAUUGCCAUCGGGGCCCCGUUCGAGGAAAACGGUGCUGUUUACAUCUACCUCGGAUCGCCAGACGGGCUGCGCACCAAACCAUCGCAGAGACUGGUUCCCCCGGAAAACGACCUGAUGGAUCCGACCACGCAACCGAUGUUCGGUCAUGCCAUUUCCCGAGGCACCGAUAUCGAUGCCAAUGGUUAUCACGAUUUGGCCAUCGGAUCACCAAACGCCGAGUCGGUUUACGUUUAUCGGACCUAUCCGGUUGUUCGAGUUAUCAGCAGUGUCAGCUCCUCGAAGCGGGAACUUUCACCGGAAGAUACGGCUUUUCAGUUGACCAUUUGCUGGAGCUACGAAUCGGCCACCAACAUUCAGCAUGAUGUCGCGUUCCGUUACUCGUUGAAGGUGGAUGCUCAGAAUGGACGAGCUCAACUGAGCGAUGGAAAUAAUUUCCUAAACGAAACGGGAAAAAUCAAUUUUGAAGAUUUCUGCAAAGAGUUUGACGUCCGGGUGAAACCGUCCUUCGCCGACAUCUACAAACCGAUUUAUGUGGAUUUUAGCUACAAUUUGGUCACUGGCAUACCGACGAACAGUGAAUUUUGCGACAGAUGUGUGAUGUUGGAUCCAGCUGCAGGGAACAGCAUCCAGGAGAAAAUUUCGUACAAAACUGGCUGUGCGGGCGAGACUUGCAUAGCAGAAUUGAAGCUUGGUGCCAUCUGGCAGGAUUUAACCUCACCAUACAUCAUCGGAAGCACCCGAACAGCCUCACUGCAGUAUGAAGUCUUAAAUUCUGGUGAAAAUGCUUUCCUACCUCAACUGAACGUGACUCUUCCUUCGCUGCUGUCGUUAGCCAAACUGCCUUCCCAGUGUAAGCUUACAAAUCUCAAUGAUGGACUGAAUGUGCUUUGCGACCUCAACAAUGGUCUACCGUUGAAAACGGGAUCCAUGGCAAAGAUGAUCCUGGUUUUGGAUAUGACAAAACUGGAAGGAAAUAGUUUCUCAAUCAGUGCGGAAGUUUUCAGUACCAGUGAGGAAACAAACACAGAAAAUAAUUCUCUAGAAGUUGCGGUAGACCUGCAAGAGUUUAGCGAAAUCGAAGUGAUUGGUAAAGCUUCCGUGACGGAGAUUAGUUUGGAAAAACAAAGUGGCAAAACAAAUGUCACCUAUCAAGUUCAAGUUAUAAACAAUGGACCGAGCAGUUUGCGAGAUUUGACGUUUACCCUGAAGGUUCCUCUAGUCUAUCACAAACCAAGUUCCGCAGAUGUUCUGAAGAUCAUCAACUUCAAUGACAUUCAAAUCAGUGGCUAUUACAACUAUAAAAAUUUGGACUUCACCUGGACCCAAAACGAUGUCGUACUGCUUCCGAACGUGAAAGAAUUUUCGACGCCUCCACCGGAAGUUGACAAUUAUUACAAAGCCGGACUAGACUUCGGGUUUCUGUCCGGUCAAUCGAACCCCGAAUCAACCGGCGAUGGCCAAGUGUCAUCAACUCAUCGUCGAAGACGACGAUCGACAAGCAAUGAAUUCGACAAUCUACCAUUUAAUCACUACACGAACCAACGGCCCCAGUACUCUUCUUCGCGGGUCCGUCGAAGCCUAUCGACUGUUAAUUCAGCCAUUCUAGCAGGACUGCCGAUCAAUCGGACCCUCACGUUUUUCUGUGACCCGGAAAUGAUGAUCGAGUGUGCCGAGGUGAGCGUACAAAUUGCCAACUUCAAACCGGGCAACAUUCCAAUCGUCAUCAAUCUGCUGUUCGAGUUGGAUCUGGAUCUGGUUGGGCAGAGUUUCCAGGAGCGGGAGGAUAUUUUUGCGCUGCAGAUACUGUCCGAACUGCAGACGGCGGGCGCCGAGGAGGAGGAAACCAGAUUUCGGGUGGCGAAAAAUAAUCCUUUCACGGUUGUGUACCGGUACGCGAUUACUAGCACACCGAUUUGGGUUUACAUCGUUUCGGCCAUCGGUGGGUUGCUGCUGCUGGUGCUGAUUUCCUAUAGCCUUUAUAAGGCUGGAUUCUUCAAACGGGCCACAAAGGAAGAGAUUGAAAAGUUGCAUCGUGAGAGUGUCAGAAUGAACCAGCCAGACAACGAUGAUGACCAUUGAAUCCGCAUUGGAAAAUGGCACUCACCACAAACAUUACCAAAAAAUAGUUCACCCCCAAGGAGCAGUGACUGUAGUUAUAAGUGUAGCAAUAUUGAUAGUAGUUUUUGAGACUCGAUAUUUUAUACACCAAGCCAUAUUGUUGCUUACAUUGCAUUUCUACUAGAUUUUAGUUAGGUUAGACCAAAUUGUAGUUUAAGCUUACCUGUUUAUAUUUAUUUUACAUCGUGAAACGAAAUAAACACCGGAUUCCAAAA